CUUUCUGGUGUUUCAAAAAUGACGUUUGUGUGAAAAAAUUUUCUGGGUGGAAUAUAAUGAAAGCUUGAAUUAUUUUCAGCCAUUGGUUAUGACUUCAACACCAACACCUACAAAAGAAAGUGAUAUUGCAAGUACAAAGACCAUUCAAAACAGAACCAAAUUUUUAAAAAAUCAAUUAAUUGCAACAUCUGGAAAAACUAAAAAUGUAAUUAUUAAACAAACUGGAAAAGUUGUUAAGUCAUUUUCUUCCAACGACAGACAAUCUAUCUUGAGCAACGCAAACAAUCCUCAAGCAGAAAUUGAUGCUGAAUCAUUGGUGGCUAUGAAAGUUGAUAUGGGUAUACCUUGGGAGAAAUUGAAGACAAUGGGCAGAUGGCUGAAAACAUUUGACAUACAGCCUGCAUCACAUAACAAGCAAAGACAAGUUGCAAAAGCGUGGUGUGGUGAGGAUGUUAUAGUUGAAGAUGCACCAUUUACAUUCCCAGUUAAGGAUAUGAAGGGGGGUUUUACAAUCCAAACAGCUCCAUGGGCCUAUAUCAAUGAAUUACCACAACACAUUGUUAAUCAUUUAGACUCAUUGGCAGAACGCAAUCUCAUGGUUGACCAUUCAUUCUUGAAUAAUGAGAUCCAAAUAAAAUUAGGAGGAGACCAUGGCGGCAAAUCUUUUAAGAUGAAUUACCAGCUGUGUAAUUCAUCAAAGCCAAAUAAUAAAGAUAAUACAGUGGUUUUCAGCAUAUUUGAGGCCAAAGAUUAUAGAUCUAACUUGAUGGUUGGUUUGUCCAGAUUCACCAAACAAAUAGACCAGUUAGAACAAAUGAAAUGGAGGGAGGCAUAACUGUUUAUUUUGCCACAUUACAAAAAAAGAAAUGCAGAAGCCCAAAGCUGAAACAAAAGCAGUUUCCCAGCGAACUUUAAAAUCUUUGACAGAUGACUUACUGGCAUUUCGCCAGUCAGGAGGUGACAUCAAAAAUGCAAAACACUUUAACAAUGUAAUUCAUGAACGGUUAUUCAACAUUCCAAUUGACCAGGUUGCAUUGCCUGCACUACACAUCUCCUUAGGAACCUUCCUUAAAAUAUUUAAUAUGCUUGAAACUGCUUGCUCAGAUUUGGACAUCAAAUUGACAGCAAAUGGCCAAAAUUUGGAUCCUGAUGCAUUAACUUUUAUUGAGAGAUGCCAGAAAUUGAAAGAUUGUAAGUGGGUUAUAAAAGACUGCGAGGAAAAGAUUGAACUCGUUAAUCAGGCAUUGGCUGUUGAAAUUUUUCGAAAUCCCGAAAAUGCAAAUGAACUCUGGAACAUAUAUUAGCCUAGAAUAGUAUUCUUAAGAAACAAGUUAAAAGAAAAGUCUAACGAGGCUGAAAAAAUUCAAAACGAGUCAGGAACAGAGCGAUGGGAUAGUCCUUGUACAAGGAAACUUGAUGAAACUUUAAAACUGUUGAAUGUUGAACGACAAGCGUACCACGGGCGGAGUUUUGUUGGCAACCAUGUGCAUAAAAUGCUCAAGGAUGAUAACAUCAUGAAACUUUGUAACUCGAUACCUGAGUUGAUAUGUCACAUGGGAUAUAGAGGUACAGAUGUUCAUAAAGAAGCCAUUGGAAUCUGUGUUAAGUUCAAGAAGCUUUUCUAGUACUAUGCACAAUGUCAUGCGUUAAUGAACAGUAGAGAGAAAUUUGACGAGAAAAUGUUGAAUGGUUUAGAAACUGCAAUUGAAAACUUCAUGAACUAUCACCGAAAAACUUGGCCAGAUGCGUCGAUUACGCCAAAGUUACACAUGCUGGAAAAUCAUGCGAUUGAUUUUGUCAGAAGAUGGGGUACAGCAUUUGGUUUUUAUGGAGA
Molecule: messenger RNA, 1834 nt
Organism: Hydractinia symbiolongicarpus
Lineage: Eukaryota; Metazoa; Cnidaria; Hydrozoa; Anthoathecata; Hydractiniidae
Exons: 8
Coding region: 89-835 (248 amino acids)
Source: RefSeq, a predicted model, not a curated record